CGCACUAAAACUUGAAGCAUUGAUUCCGCUGGGAUAUAGAGGAGGAGAGGAGAGGAGCACCGAACACAUACACAGACCUCCACAGAACUCCACCAUCGCCAUGGCCGGGAUUACUCUACAUUGCUUCCUAUACUCUCUCAUCUUUGGGAUCUGUUCGGCAGUCACAGGAUCUAGGAUCUAUCCGGCCAGUGAAGUUACCCUCUUGGAUUCCAGGUCUGUGCAAGGAGAGCUUGGCUGGAUAGCCAGUCCUGUAGAAGGAGGGUGGGAAGAAGUGAGCAUCAUGGAUGAAAAAAACACUCCUAUACGAACCUAUCAGGUCUGUAACGUAAUGGAGUCAAGCCAGAACAACUGGUUACGGACUGACUGGAUCCCCCGAAGUGGGGCACAGAGGGUGUAUGUUGAAAUCAAGUUCACCCUAAGGGACUGUAAUAGCUUACCUGGUGUGAUGGGAACUUGCAAGGAGACAUUUAAUCUUUACUAUUAUGAGUCAAACAGCGAUAAGGAACGCUUUAUCCGCGAAACUCAAUUUGUCAAAAUUGACACUAUAGCUGCUGAUGAAAGCUUCACCCAGGUGGACAUUGGAGACCGGAUAAUGAAGCUCAACACGGAGGUCAGGGAUGUAGGUCCACUCAGCAAGAAAGGUUUCUACUUGGCCUUUCAGGAUGUGGGAGCAUGUAUCGCCCUUGUGUCUGUCCGUGUUUUCUACAAGAAGUGUCCGUUAACUGUUCGGAACCUGGCCCAGUUUCCUGACACCAUCACAGGUUCUGACACCUCCUCGCUGGUAGAAGUCAGAGGAUCUUGUGUCAAUAACUCUGAGGAGAAAGAUGUGCCUAAAAUGUACUGUGGAGCCGAUGGCGAGUGGCUGGUGCCUAUUGGGAACUGCCUGUGUAAUGCCGGGUAUGAAGAGCGCAAUGGGGGGUGUCAAGCUUGCAAAGCCGGAUAUUACAAGGCCCUCUCAUCGGAUGCAACGUGUUCCAAGUGUCCUCCGCACAGCUUUGCUCUUCGUGAAGGUUCCACCUCCUGCACCUGUGAUAGGGGCUAUUUCCGUGCCGACAGUGACCCUGCCUCAAUGCCUUGCACUCGUCCACCAUCAGCUCCUCAGAACCUGAUUUCCAAUGUCAAUGAAACCUCUGUGAAUUUGGAGUGGACUGCUCCUCAGAACAAUGGCGGAAGGACAGAUGUUUCUUACAAUGUGGUCUGUAAGAGAUGUGGUUCUGAUUUAACUCGCUGCCGGCCAUGUGGCUCUGGAGUCCAUUUCACACCCCAGCAGAAUAUUCUGAAGACAACCAAAGUGUCCAUCACCGACCUGCAAGCUCAUACCAACUAUACCUUCGAGAUCUGGUCAGUGAAUGGAGUGUCCAAACAGAACCCUAGUCAAGAUCAGUCUGUGUCGGUGACUGUGACAACCAACCAAGCUGCUCCAUCGACUGUAACGCAGAUUCAGCCAAAGGAGAUCACCAGACACAGUGUGUCCUUAUCCUGGCCAGAACCUGACCGUGCCAAUGGCGUCAUCUUAGAGUAUGAAGUCAAGUACUAUGAAAAGGACCAAAAUGAACGAAGCUAUCGAAUUGUAAAAACUGGUACUCGCAGUGCUGAUAUCAAAGGUCUUAAUCCACUAACUGCCUACGUUUUCCAUGUCCGUGCCCGAACUGCAGCAGGAUACGGAGAUUUUAGCGGCCCUUUUGAGUUCACCACCAAUACUGUUCCGUCCCCCAUGAUCGGUGAAGGAGCCAGUCCUACGGUGCUGUUGGUGUCCGUGGCAGGGAGCAUCGUCUUGGUGGUCAUUCUCAUUGCUGCCUUUGUCAUCAGCAGAAGGCGGAGUAAGUACAGCAAAGCAAAACAAGAAGCUGAUGAGGAGAAGCAUUUAAACCAAGGGGUAAAGACGUAUGUUGAUCCAUUUACAUAUGAAGACCCUAACCAAGCAGUCCGAGAAUUUGCAAAGGAGAUUGACGCUUCUUGUAUAAAGAUUGAGAAAGUCAUUGGCGUAGGAGAGUUUGGAGAGGUGUGCAGCGGGCGACUGAAGGUUCCUGGUAAAAGAGAAAUUUAUGUGGCUAUCAAGACCUUGAAAGCUGGUUACACCGAUAAACAGAGACGGGACUUCCUCAGCGAGGCCAGCAUCAUGGGACAGUUUGAUCACCCCAACAUCAUUCAUCUUGAAGGUGUGGUGACCAAAUGUAAACCGGUUAUGAUCAUUACCGAAUACAUGGAGAACGGCUCCUUGGAUGCUUUUUUGAGGAAGAACGAUGGAAGGUUCACUGUCAUUCAGCUGGUUGGGAUGCUGCGAGGCAUUGGAUCCGGAAUGAAGUAUUUGUCUGAUAUGAGUUAUGUACACCGAGACCUGGCUGCCCGCAACAUUCUGGUCAACAGCAACCUAGUCUGCAAAGUGUCUGACUUUGGCAUGUCCCGUGUCUUAGAGGACGAUCCUGAGGCGGCCUAUACCACCAGGGGAGGUAAGAUCCCCAUCCGAUGGACCGCACCAGAAGCGAUUGCUUACAGGAAGUUUACAUCUUCUAGUGAUGUAUGGAGUUAUGGCAUCGUCAUGUGGGAAGUCAUGUCGUAUGGUGAACGGCCUUAUUGGGAUAUGUCCAAUCAAGAUGUCAUUAAAGCCAUAGAAGAAGGCUAUCGUCUCCCCCCUCCCAUGGACUGCCCCAUUGCUCUUCAUCAGCUUAUGCUAGACUGCUGGCAGAAAGAGCGCAGUGACCGGCCAAAGUUUGGACAGAUCGUUAGCAUGUUAGAUAAGCUUAUCCGGAACCCAAACAGCCUAAAAAGGACUGGAUUGGAAGGCUCCAGGACAAAUACUGCUCUGCUGGACCCUGGCUCGCCUGAAUGGUCCCAGGUGGUUUCUGUAUUGGACUGGCUGCAGGCCAUUAAAAUGGAGCGAUACAAAGAUAACUUCACAGCAGCCGGGUAUAACAACCUGGAAUCCGUCGUGCACGUGAACCAAGAUGACCUAACCCGGAUUGGUAUCACUUCCCCCGCACACCAGAACAAAAUUUUGAGCAGUGUCCAGGGAAUGAGGACCCAGAUGCAACAGAUGCAAGGCAGGAUGGUUCCUGUCUGAUUUAUUAGUGCAUCAGGACAAAGCUGCACACUCAGAACUCUUGAAAAAUUAGUUUACCUCAUCCAUGCACUUUAAUUGAAGAACUGCACUUUUUUUUACAUUAACCUCACCCCGCCGGACAGAGACUUAAAUUAUCGCAGGGGCUGAGGAGAAACCCAUUCAACAUGGAAAUAGUCAUUCGUGCCACACUCACAUCGGGAAGAUGGUCAUAUCCAAGGGGGAGCUCUCAUGUCACUAGAUGCAUAUGAUUUACCGGACUUCCGCCAUCUCAUCGAGGGUUGAUUUUGCGUGUAACAUGGACAUCAUUAUGGAAUGGAUACAUCACUUCAUCAGUGUGGGCAAAUGGAAUAACCACAUGAUCUGUUGCUGGAGAUGCAGACCGUUGUAGUGGAAGAAUAAGGGACCAAUGGAGGCUGCUUCCUGUGCAUCAGAGAAUUUUAGGAUCUUGUGGACAUGUGCUAGGGUGAGAGAUUACAUCAGGAUCUAAGGGAUAUGCAUUUGUACUACCUAAAGACGAUGGUCUGGAAAGGAAUUUAAAGGGAGCUGCACUCUUGUCAAUUCUCCACGGCAAGCCGAUCAUCCACAGGUACAACUGAACUGAAGCCAAAAAGAUUCUCUUAAAACUUCAGAGGGGGUUCUGAGGAGGAUGUCAUGGACACGGCUGCUGAUUCUCCAGCAAGAAAAUUCCACAAGGUCCCACAGGUCUUCCUGUGUAUUCCAUGCCCUGGUGUAUAAUGACAAUGGAAGCUAGCUGAUGUUUACUAACGAUGCCAUGUCUUCGAGGCUUGGAUAUUUUUGCCUUCAGUAAAUUGGAUUAUUGAGGUCACAUGGCCAUCUCAAUGCUUGUUCUUCUAAAAGGGAAUAAAGGCACUUCACCCCAGACCAGUUUCUGUUCUGUUCCACUGCACAUUUAAGAGGACAAAGGUGUGAGCAGAGCAUUGCAGUCACUAAGGAGUUAAUUGUAUGCCAAACUAACCUUAAGCAUGGACCCAGCUUACCAUGGGCCGAGGAACUGUUUUGCUUUAUGGUUUUCCCGAAAACAACAAAGACUUGACGCACUCCGAUCGAGGCCUGUUCCUCAUCUGUAUAGGCCUCUGUAUUGUAAUAUUAAUUUCCAUUUAACAAAAAAAAAAAAUUAUGCAAUUUUUCCAUUUUUUGCUAUCUACUUGUACCAGUGACAACCAGGUAGAACUGCCAAUUAAGUUUAUAUAUAUAUAUAUAUAUGAGGAAGGAUUUGAGGAUUUGUUUCAUAUAUAUAUAUAUAUAUAUAUAUAUAUAUAUAUAUAUAAACUUACAUCUUUGUGCUUAACCCUUUGUCUUUGUCCAAUUGUCCUCACCUCAAAGCUGUUCAGUUUGACCACUAUGAGCUUUUAAGAUUAGCAGACCGUGUGAAAUCUUGGAAAUGCAAGCUUUUUCACCAUCCUUCCCUACAGAGAUUCUGUUCCUUCAUGUGUGAUCACUAAAACUCUUAAACCAAUGAGCCUAAGAAUGUUUUUCUAAAAAGGUGGAAAUAAAAAAAAUUACGUGCAGCCAUUAGGGAUUUUGAUAGCAUUCAGGACACAGAUAGAGAACACAUCAGGAAAUCUCAUCAGGCUUCCAUUCCAUAAUACAGAUGUAGCCAAGAAUCACAGCAUAUGUCAAAGCCAUGGUGUUUUCUAAAAAAAAAAACAGUUAGAUCAUUUGAAAGCGUGGUGGACUAUAUUGUGGCAUGAGGGGCUUAUGGUUAAUAAUACAUCUCAAUACAGGGAAGAAAAUUCUGCAGAAUUCAGGUCCAGCAAUCAAAUCUUGAAUCCAGUAGGGUUUUAGAGGUAAGCAUAGACAUUCGAUGGCUAUCACUGAUCUUGGGAGGAUUUAAUAAUUAUUAUCCAAUCUGAGACAACUGCUCGUAAUAAUUAUUAUAAUGUCUAUAGGCACCAUCUGACAUUAGUAAUUAACCUCAGAUGUGUCAUGAGGAAUGCCUAUCAGAUUGGAUAUUUAAGCUUAUAAACCAAUCCUUCACAAAAAAGGAGCAUGUAGACUUAGAAGACAUACAUGCUUGAACAGAUCAAUGGGGUUGAUUUACUAAAACUGGAGAGUGCAAAAUCUGGCGCAGCUCUGCAUAGAAAUCAAUCUGCUUCCAGGUCAAAGCUUAACUAAACAAGCUGAUGUUAGAAGCUGAUUGGUUUGUAUGCAGGGAUGCACCAGAUUUUGCACCCUCCAGUUUUAGUAACUUAAACCCAGUGUGCACGUCUCUGUGCAUCUCAGUAGGAAAGGCUGGUAACGGCCAAGCAGAUCAGCAUCGCCCUGAGAUUUGAUAUCUGUCUGUUGCUGUCUUGAUUGCAUGUUGCACUAGACUCAGCAACAUUUAGGUAUGCAGCUCGAUGAUUGCUCCCUUUUCCAGAAGGAUCUUUCUAUAAGGCAGAGACUUUCCAACACGUUGAGACAUGAUGAGUGCUUCCAACACUUGUUACUGACAUGGUAAUCCCCACACUACCAAAUGCCUGUGUAUCGCUCUUGGUAAUUCGGUAGUGUUAGGGUAACGUGAGCAGUAACUAGUCAGUAAGGGUAUCUGGCUGUUUUUGGAGCCAAGGAAAUGCUGUGCACAACAUUAAGUUAAUAAAUGACUGACUUCAAUCUUAAUGCUAUAGUGGCAUUUUAGAAAGAGUAAGAAAACUUAGAACCUAUGUCAAGUGUUUAUUGCUAUCCAUCUUCUGUUGGAAAGGAUUUCCCCCCUUGCAUCCCCAAUGGGGACAUUUACCAAGAUAGCAUUAAAAGCCUGAUACAGUAGUUAAACUUUGGCAACCCAGAAAAAAAAAAAAAAAAGGUUUUGGCUGGAGUUACACUUCAGAAGCCAUACAAUGGUAAUACCAAUUGACUUCAUUGGAAAUGCUGCCAUAAAUUAGGCACCAGCAAUACAUUAUUUUUUUGUGAUUAUCCCUGUUUUAACAAUGUUGUGACCUCCACUUUCGUCCCUCAUACCUCCCAAAAGACUCUAUUGUACUUCAUGACUUUGCACGUACGCUGCAGGCGAGAGAUGAUAUGCAUUAAUCAGUAUUUGUGUGUUACUGCCAAAACAUUUUUUUUUUAAUUUCUAUAUAUAUUACAAGAAUUGUAUACCUAGCAAUACCCGACUUUGGAUGAGAACCGCUAACCUAAAUGCCUAUAACUGGGCCUGAGUUUUAGGUCCAGUUCCAUGCAGAAAAUUUCUAGAUUGAUCCAGUUUAUCAUUAGCAGUAUUUUUCACUUCCUAACCUGAACUUAACCCCACCAAAUGUUAACCAGAGAAAGAAAAGGGACGUUCUAUUUUUUGUGUCACAGCAAAAGAGAAAUUUAAAUUUAGCUUGUUCUAAAAAACAAACAAAAAAAAAAAAAAAA
Molecule: messenger RNA, 6415 nt
Organism: Rana temporaria (common frog)
Lineage: Eukaryota; Metazoa; Chordata; Amphibia; Anura; Ranidae
Gene: EPHA4
Product: EPH receptor A4
Exons: 18
Coding region: 101-3061 (986 amino acids)
Biological process (GO): axon guidance; cell surface receptor protein tyrosine kinase signaling pathway; protein phosphorylation
Cellular component (GO): neuron projection; plasma membrane
Molecular function (GO): protein binding; transmembrane-ephrin receptor activity; ATP binding
Source: RefSeq, a predicted model, not a curated record